This is a messenger RNA of Brassica napus (rape), 4219 nucleotides long. RefSeq names its product transcription repressor KAN1-like. The record is from RefSeq and is a predicted model, not a curated record. Gene Ontology annotation, biological process: abaxial cell fate specification; regulation of DNA-templated transcription. Gene Ontology annotation, molecular function: transcription cis-regulatory region binding. The transcript has 4 exons. The coding region runs from base 2984 to 3454 and encodes 156 amino acids. NCBI's taxonomy places the organism in Eukaryota, Viridiplantae, Streptophyta, Magnoliopsida, Brassicales, Brassicaceae.
ACGCAUUGCAUUAAGCUGAUAACUAUUACAGAGUCUAAACAGAGCUUCUUUAUCUAACGUGACUUGCAUCACAAUUUUCUAAACUCAGCGUUCCAUAGAGUUGUGUGUUACUGCUUUUGAUAAAAUUUCUAUUGUAGAGAAUGUCGUAGGGCAUAUAUUCAAUUUUUAUUGCAUAGCGUCUUUCUUUAUGGUUUUAACUAUACAAUCAGGUUUACCGGUUCGAUUUUGGUUUUGGUGCUCGAUUAUGGUCAGAUCAGAUUAUUGAAUUGAGAACUCAGACAACAAGUUCAAUUUCGGUGAAAUUUUUUCGAUAAGUAUAUUUUCAAUGAGGAAGAGAGAACUAGGUAGACACAUAUACUUUAUUACCAUUCAGAUUAUAGAAGAGAUAUAUCACAAAAGAUGAAAAAAAUAAUAAACAUCAAUUGUCUCGAACAUCCAUCACAAACAUCAAUAAAAAACAUCACAAACACAAACUAGUGCUAUGGUUUGUUAUUAUCAACUUUUUAUUUAACAGACAUAGAGAUAUAUUAUCAAAAAUCUAUAAAACUAACAAGACUGCAGAAAACAAGAAAACAAAAGUCGCUGCUGCCCGAACGGCUGUCGAAGGCACAGGUCCAUGACCAGGACCCCCAAAAUAGAAGUGAUUCUCACAAGCUUCUGUGUUCGACUUCAUUAUCGUAUAUAACUCUUCGUGGUCUGCUUGCAGGUUGAAAUCUUCCACUGGUUGAAGGGAAUUGUGUUCUUCAGCGACGUUGAGGUUACAGAAAUAGGCAGAUUUUCUGUAACCUUUCUCAGGAAACUCCACGGAACCCAUCUGGGUUAUUGUGCUCAGGCCAGAGGUGUUUCGGUAUAAGAUCUCUCCACCCCACUCCACCAUUGUUGCAUGGUUGGACAUAGUGGUGAACAGCUGGGCGGGCCAAUAACCAACCGGUUCAAAAGUGUCAACGCCGAUUGCCAACCACCAGUUACCAGAUAUAGGAUCCUGCAAUUUUUAACACGGUUAGGUGACUACGUAUUAAAUUAAACAAAAUAAAUUUAACUUCAGAUCUUUUUUCCUAUAAAAUAGUUCACUAGAUGAGAGAUUGUUAAUCACGGCUAGGUAUGACUACACCACAUAGUCAGCCUCACCGUAGGCAGACGGGGAAUAAAAACAAAAGAUAUCAGAGGAUCUGAAUUGAUAGAUAUCAAUCAAAAUACCAAACAAUGCUGAUCUAGAUUCUAUCCAUUUAACGAGGUUGAUGGGGGAGAAAAUCCAACAUAAUCUAGAGAUUUAUUUGAAAAAGCAGCACAUAUUGUCGCUAAACCGACAACCAGGGCCUCAGCCAUUAACACCAACUACACAAGCUGCAAGAUUACUGAGAAGGCGAUCUGCAUAGGAUGAACCUGACAACAUACCUCCCAACCCGCAAUUGCCAGAAGAAGAAUCCCAAGCCACAUCAACAUGGAAUUUUAUGAAUCAUGUAGCAGCUGAGGGUAGCUGAGGAGCUCUGAUGUGCCAGGAGAAUACUUAUGGAGCUGAGAUUUUCAUCGUUGGAAAAAGUUUGGCAUUAUGCCAGUAUCUUCUAUCAGAGAUGACCUUAUUCACUCUCUUCAUUGUCAAGAAAAUUCAAUCCUCAACAUCUCUUUUUAUGGGCCUUCCAUAGAUUCACAGAAUCCAAGGCAAGAAUGGAACUGAGAUGCCAACUGGAGGAAGAGAAACCAGUCUCGACAAGAAGAUAGAGAGGUUGUGAUUGACGGAUGUAGAGAAUACUCACUAGCGGUUUCAACUCCCGGACUUCCAAUACCAACCGAACAACAAAGAAAUACAUGUAACUCAUCCUCCAUAACUCCACACGACUUACAUGGAAAGGAGGUGACUCCACGAAUUUCUAAAUUCUUGCUAUCUGGUUGAUAAUUUUUAAUUUUAGCUCUAUCGUAAUUGGAAUAAUAUCAAUUUAUUACUUACUAGUAGAAAGAAAAUGAGCAGUUUACUUUUAUUAUUUUAAACACAUGAAGAAUUCUUAUCAUUUCUGUGGCACCGGCUAAUUGUUGCUUAAUUGGCAUGUAUUAUUUUUCUUUUUGUUAGUAUUAUUUUUCUUUUUGUUACGACAGUUUGUAUUUUGAUUGAAGUUUUAUUUAUUACAUGUAAUUCUAUAUUUUUACAUUUUUAUGGUUCCACCAUUUAAACUUUCUAGCAUACACCAGAUGAUAAUAUCUUGCAUUUGCCAUUAGCAUUUUCAGAUUUGAUUUACCAUAACUUCUACAACGUGUGGUUUAUAUGCAUAUGUACAUUUUAUCUAUGCAAACUUGGUAUUCAGGUUAAGAUUUUUGUAUUUUUGUUAGUUUUAGUGUUUUGUCAUGUAGACCAAACAAUAUUGUUCCCCCUUAGACAAAUUCCACUUCAUAGAUACUCUAACUCUAAUAAGAGUAUUCAAGUAAUAAAAGAAAAUAAAAAAAUUAAAGCAAAAAAAUGAAGAAAAAGACAAUGUAAAUAUCUCAUUGCGAUAUCAUGUGACACUCCUAACCACACUUGUCAACAUUUAAAUUUAAUCAGUUAAUUCAAUUAAUAUUACAAUAAUAAGUUUAUUUGAUUAGCACCAUUUUUAGAUACCAGUGCAAUACAGUUGCUUUUAAAAAGAAAUGAGCCUUAUGAGGCAAGGAAAACAACAAGUCACCAACUAAGAACGUAGCCAAACAGAGCAAUAAGGUAAUUAAUAUACAUAAAUUAAAUUUUUUUUUGUGAAACUAUUCGAUUACAGUAUGUUAAUUAAUAAUUGAACAACCACCAUUAACUUUGUUUGUUUGAACAACAACAACACUUACAAGGUUUUCUUGCUCAUGACCUUACAAAACUCACUUAAGACCAAUCCCUCUUUAUCAAAACUCUCAUCAUCAGACCCCUCUGUAUUUCCCUUUUGAUCCAUCCUCUGUACUUCCCUCUUCCCUCUUCAUGCCUGUUUCGUUUACGCGGUAGAAUUGCUCGAGAUUUCAAGCUAGGAGAAGCAUGACAGCUCCUUGGCUGCGAUGGACCACUACUCUUCAUGCCUGUUUCGUUCACGCAAUCGAAUUGUUCGGUGUCCUUGAAAGAGCAACACCCAAAUCAGUUCUUGAACUUGUUAAAUAUCUCACGUUGGCCCACGUUCUCAUGUCUAUUUGUGUCACUGUGGCCAUGUCUACUCCAGUUUUGACAAUCAAUAGUCCGGACGGGGACCUGAUCGACUGCAUGAAGAUAAACGAUCAACUGGCUCUUCAACACCCGCUCCUGAAACACCACAAAAUCCAGGAAACACCAACUGGUCAUAUGGUACAAAAAGGAGAAAAUUCUGGUUGGCAAGUAUGGCACAGGAGUGGAGCGUGUCCCCGAGGAUCUAUUCCUGUAAGAAGGUCUGAAGACAAAAAUUUUCAGAAGAAUGAGACAGUUACUCCCAAUGCCGCUGCAGAUAGGGCCACUCGUGGACACCAGGCGAGUACCUAAUACUAAUUUAGUUUUCCAAAUAUAUACACAAAAUUAUGAAGGAUGAUAAACAUAUUAGAUAAAUUAUUUCCGUUUAUUUGAAUCGUUACUUAAUCGUUUGAAGUUUAAAAAAAAAAUUAGAACGAUUUAAGAAAUAAUUUCAGAACUACCGUAACGAAUUUAGUGGGUGAUUAAUAACAUUUCUAAGCAUUUGAGAAUAAUUUAAAAGGAAAAUUAUUUAUAGAAAUUAAAACAUAAGUUUCAAAUAUAAGGCGUAUACUUUAGUAUUUUCCCUCAUCAAAACUCUUAAUAGGAAUCACUAACUUAAUCUGAAAUUAAUUAAAAAAAAAAACUUAAUCUGAAUUCAUAGAUUUCUUUUGCCUCACUUCUUGAGCCUUUUUUGUUUCUUCUUUAUUUCGGAAAUCAAAGACGAUAAUUAAAUCGUAUCUUCUUCCUCGUCAGAGGCAUAACCUGUUCUACGUAUUUACGUAUCUACAUUGAGUUCCUAGCUUGCGACAGAUGUCAAUUUAUUUGCUCCCACAAUCAAGAAGUUAAAAAUUUAAGAAAAUUUAUACCCUCUACACCCCAAAUCUAUCCUAUUUAACUGCAUACCCUAUUUCCCCUCCUUUUUCCACCCCCCGAUCAUAAACAUUUCCCUCCCUUCUAUGGUAUUCCCCUUCUUUUAAGGUAUUCACCUAAUUUGCUCAAAAUUUAAAAUCUUCAUCAUCAAAAGAUUGGUAAAUCAAGAAGAAAAAUUUACCAGGGUCAUGUUACUUUUUAUAUAAA